AUGAAAAAAUUAUUUAUUAUAUAUUUUACACUUUCUAAUAUAUCUUUUGUUUAUAAUUGUUCAGCUUCACAUGCCAAAAAUAAUAAUAUUGUUAAUAAUGUUAUAACUUCAACAACAGAUUAUUAUGAUGAUGAAACUGUUACAGAUAUCGUAACAUCUACCACUACUGAUAUCACAUCUACAACAAUAAGACCUUGUAAUAGUUGUUUACCAUUAAUUCAUACAAUGAAUAAUGCUGGAAGUAUUAAUUUUAAAGAGACAAAUUAUAUAAAUGCUGAUACAGGAUGUGGUACAAUAAUUAUUGAAUGUUCAACAACUGUAGCUGGGGAAACUGUAUCUUUUUACUAUGAAAAUGACUUAACAGCUGAUACAAAUAAUCUUGCCUCCAUUGAAAGAGUAUUAAAUUGUGAUGAAAAUGGUAAUUGGCAAAGUGACAUUUCUGGAGGAACUGUCACUUCAGUAGAAUGUAUUUCAGGAUAA
This is a messenger RNA of Strongyloides ratti, 480 nucleotides long. Its product is annotated as C6 domain-containing protein. The transcript is spliced from 2 exons. The record is from RefSeq and is a predicted model, not a curated record. The coding region runs from base 1 to 480 and encodes 159 amino acids. Lineage: Eukaryota; Metazoa; Nematoda; Chromadorea; Rhabditida; Strongyloididae.